CUGGGUUCCUACUGGUUCGGCCGGAAGCGGCUAGCAGCAUUAGCAGCGUUAGCUUCUCCAGCUGCGUGUUGGUCAGCUGACUGAUCAUGUGUCUCCCGGUCGGUCCGGUUCCCACCUCAGAGUAUCUCCAUUUCUCCUCGGACUACCCGCAGCAGGGAGGCAUGAAGCUGGAGACCCAGUGAAAAACUGCUGGGUUCAAAAAGCGAGCCGAGCCUGGUUCUGGUUCUGGUUCUGGUGGACGUUUUCCUAAUUUGGGUUUGGAAGAACCUCCAGGAUGGGUCCAGACGGGAAGAAGCUGCUGAACAUCGUCAUCCUCGGCUUCGGCUUCAUGUUCAUGUUCACAGCUUUCCAGACAUGUGGAAACAUUGAGCAAACGGUCAUCAAGAGCUUUAACAGCACUGAGUUUCAUGGAAGUGGCUAUACAAGCAUGGCGAUCAUUUAUGGCGUUUUCUCCGCCUCCAACCUGAUGGCGCCCUCCGUGGUGACGCUCAUCGGCCCGCAGGUCUCCAUGUUCCUCAGCGGGAUCCUGUACAGCGGCUACAUUGCCAUGUUCAUCCACCCGCUCACCUGGACCUUCUACACGGCCUCCGUCCUGGUGGGCGUGGCCGCCGCAGUCUUGUGGACGGCUCAGGGAAACGUUUUGACGAUCAAUUCCACCGAUCGAUCCAUCGGAAGGAACAGUGGCAUUUUCUGGUCGCUGCUCCAGUUCAGCUUGUUCUUCGGGAACCUUUACAUCUACUGCGCCUGGCACGGCCACGUCCACAUCACAGACAAGGACCGUCGGACCGUCUUCAUCUCUCUCACCGUCAUCAGUUUGGUCGGCUGCUUCCUCUUCUUUCUGAUCCGGAAACCCGACCCGGAGUCUUCCUCCGGUUCUGAAGCAACAGAGUCUCUACUACAGACUGAGUCUGGAGAUGGAUCCACAGACAGUUCUUCCAGACCAGAUCUCUGCACUCAGGCUCUGGACGCUUUUGUCCAGGCCUGCAGGAUCUCCGUCACCAAGGAGAUGCUGCUGCUGAGCGCCUCCAUCGGAUACACAGGUCUGGAGCUCACCUUCUACAGCGGUGUGUAUGGAACCUGCAUCGGUGCCAUGACCCGGUUCGGGUCCGAUGCCAAGAGUCUGAUUGGCAUCUCAGGGAUCUGCAUCGGUCUAGGAGAGAUCAUAGGAGGGGGCGUCUUUGGGAUGCUAAACAAGAAAAAUCGCUUUGGGCGGAACCCGGUGGUUCUGCUGGGCCUCAUAACCCACUUUGUGGCGUUUUUCCUGAUUUUCUUGAACAUCGCCAGUGAUGCUCCGCUGGCGCCGGAGGGAGGCACGGAUCUAGAGGCCUUCAUCACACCCAGUGUUGCCGUGGCGAUGAUCUGCAGCUUCCUGCUGGGCCUUGGCGACAGCUGCUUCAACACGCAGCUGCUCAGCAUCAUCGGUUUCCUGUUCCGGGACAACAGCGCCCCUGCCUUCGCAGUCUUCAAGUUCAUCCAGUCCAUCAUGGCAGCCGUGGCCUUCUUCUACAGCAACUUCCUGCUGCUGCACUGGCAGCUCCUCAUCCUCGUCGUCUUCGGCUUCCUGGGCUCCGUGUCCUUCUUUGCUGCCGAGUGGCUCGCCGAGUCCAGGAGGAGGGACUCGGACUACGACAGCAUCUGAAGCGUCCAGGAAGACGCCCAGAUGGACGGACGCCAGGAGAUGCUGUCCUCCCACAUAAACUCCUUCUUUCUUUAAGCUCACCUUGCUGGAUGGUGGAGGGAAAACCUGGAGCGGAUCAGACCUGAGGAAGCUGCUGCUGUAGAUGUCUGGAGAGACCGUGGAUGUCCAGGUGGUCUAACCCUCUCUGCAGAACCUCGGACACCAGAACCAGAACAUCUCAGUUUAAAUGACACACUAAUGCACAGGUGUCAAACUCCAGUCCUCCAGUCCGCUGCCCUGCAUCUUUUAGAUGAGCCUCUGCUGCUUCACCUGAACAGAAUAAUCAGGUCAUUAAGGCUCUGAGAACUGAUCUGCACCAGGAGGAGGUGAUUAAACCGUUUUCACUCCAUCUAGAACCUGCAGGACAGCGGCCCUACAGGCCUGGACUUUGACACCUCUGCACUAACUGGAGCUGGGUUUAUUUAAGGGCAUCAGCGUCCAUCAGUCCAGAUAUAAAUGCACACCACACUUUUCAGAUUAUUAAAAUGUAAAAAAAAAAAAAUCUAUCAAUAAUUUGGAUCAUUUUCUUCCUCCGCAUAGUUCUGGUCCCUGAAGCUUGGGUUUGGACUAGGCCAAAAUGUUCUGGAAUACUUGGAGGUAAUCGGGUCAGAACCUUUGAACUGGAUUUUAUUCAGAGUUUAAUCCAAGUUGAAUUGAUCUCAAAGGGAAAUUAGUGAGUAGAAACUUAGUUUUAUUAUUUUCAUGCUAAUUUUGGAGCUCCGCCUUCGACUUCCUCUGGACCAGCCCAGCAAGGACCAGUUUAACGGCACUGGUUCCAAACCCAGCAGAUAAUCCAGGUUAUCGCGCUCCGGCCUCCAUCUGGCUGAUUUCAGGGUUCAUUUAAUCUGAGUCAAUAAGGGAAAUAAUCAGUUUCAUAUUUAUUAAAUGUAGUAAUUAUGGAUUAUCGAUUGUUUUUGUUGCCAAUAAAAUUGUAUAUAAACAUCAGCUGGUUAUCUGGUUACAGCAGGAACCAAAGGGUUAAAGAUGGCCGAUGUGGACAGAACCGGCUUUAGUUUGCUGGUUUCUGGAUCUCAGCAGAAACGGGUCGUUUUUUAUUCUGGGUCAUAAAACCAAGACAGCGGAUUAAGCUGAUAUUUUCUGGCUGAAUUGAUCCUCUCUUCAGUUUCAACAAAGCAGUAGCGCGCUGGUUACCAUGGCGAUUUAUCCUGUGCAGCCAGCCUGCUCCUGGCCAGGCCGACCGCCAGGCUGUCAGAAAAUACCACUAUCAAUUUAAAACUUAUCCACAGGAAUCGUGAUCGAAUCCAAGAGUAAAAUCAAAGUGCUGCUUGUUUGUCUCAUUGAUUCUACAACCAUCUUUCUGUCCUUUCUGUUUUAUUGUUUUAUUGCUUGACACUGUGCAAAAAUUAAAAUAUUUUACCAAUA
Gambusia affinis (western mosquitofish) is the source of this 3061-nucleotide messenger RNA. It is a transcript of the gene mfsd11, whose product is annotated as major facilitator superfamily domain containing 11. The record is from RefSeq and is a predicted model, not a curated record. Lineage: Eukaryota; Metazoa; Chordata; Actinopteri; Cyprinodontiformes; Poeciliidae. The transcript is spliced from 14 exons. Bases 275 to 1639 code for a protein of 454 amino acids.